This is a messenger RNA of Ambispora gerdemannii, 390 nucleotides long. The record is from the annotation of a GenBank genome assembly. NCBI's taxonomy places the organism in Eukaryota, Fungi, Glomeromycota, Glomeromycetes, Archaeosporales, Ambisporaceae.
AUGAGGCAGUGCUCUACGAUAAUCGCUUUAAUCGGAGACCAAACUAUCACGCAGCGUCAGAGUUUAAAUCACGAAUCAACUUCAGUUCCUUUUCACGGGUUUGGUUCCGACUCGGCUAGGCAAGAUUACGUACUACCGCUACUUUUUUAUAAUGCUGGUUCUGAUUCAGCUAGAAAUUACGCGGUGAAAGAGGGCGAACCGACCUCAGACCUCAUUUAUUCCGAUUUUGAGAUGCAACAGUACAAAACAUUUUUAGAGCUUUUUUCUGGCGUUGGUUCCGAUCCAGCUGUAAAUUACGUGAUGCAAGAGCACGAAUCAACUUUAGAUCCCGAUUUGGCGAAUCAACAUCAAAUCUUCUGGAAUAGCUUUCACGAAUCUAAAGAUUCAUGA